This is a messenger RNA of Mytilus californianus (California mussel), 1912 nucleotides long. Its product is annotated as pescadillo homolog. The record is from RefSeq and is a predicted model, not a curated record. NCBI's taxonomy places the organism in Eukaryota, Metazoa, Mollusca, Bivalvia, Mytilida, Mytilidae. The coding region runs from base 82 to 1875 and encodes 597 amino acids. Gene Ontology annotation, molecular function: RNA binding. Gene Ontology annotation, cellular component: PeBoW complex; nucleolus. Gene Ontology annotation, biological process: ribosome biogenesis; maturation of LSU-rRNA from tricistronic rRNA transcript (SSU-rRNA, 5.8S rRNA, LSU-rRNA). The transcript has 17 exons.
UCCAUUUACCUCCCUUUUUACCGGAACUUGAAAACAGUGUUGACAUCAAACACGUGUUGCAGUGUUUUAGAAGACUAAAACAUGGUUGGAGAGAAGAAAAAGAAGUAUGAAAGUGGUUCAGCAACAGCCUACAUUUCAAGGAAUCAAGCUAUUAAAAAGUUACAACUCAACUUAGCUGAUUUUAGACGGUUAUGUAUACUAAAAGGUAUCUACCCACAUGAACCUCGACACAAGAAGAGAGUGGGUAAAGGCAGUACAGCACCUAAGACAUACUACUUUGCUAAAGAUAUAAACUAUAUAUCACAUGAACCAAUCAUACACAAGUUCAGAGAAUUCAAGCAUUUUGUGAGACGGUUGAAGAAAGCCAUUAAUAAGAGGAAUACAGAUGCCGCAAACAGAAUCAGAGCUAAUAAACCUAAAUAUAAACUUGAUCACAUCGUGAAAGAGAGGUAUCCUUCAUUUAUUGAUGCUCUACGAGAUGUUGAUGACUGCCUAUCCAUGUGUUUCCUGUUUGCUACAUUCCCUAAAACAGCACAUACAUCAUAUGACUUCAUACUGUUGUCACGGAGAUUAACAGUGGAGUUCAUGCAUUAUGUGAUAGCAUCAAGAUCAUUGAGAAAAGUAUUUAUAUCUAUCAAAGGAAUAUAUUACCAAGCAGAAAUAAUGGGACAGACAAUAUCUUGGGUUGUACCACACAAACUGGGAUUUGAUCACCCAACAGAAGUAGAUUAUAAGAUUAUGCAGACUUUUACAGAGUUUUACACCACAUUAUUAGGAUUUGUAAAUUACAAGUUAUACACAGAUUUUAACCUUCACUAUCCCCCUAAGUUAGAGUUAGAAGACCAAGACAGUAAAACAAAAAUGAAUGCUGAAUUCAGAGAACAACAUGAAGAGAGAUUAGCAGCUCUAAGUCAGUCAUUACAGACACUUCAUGCAGGAAGUGAAGAAGAGGAAAUAGAAAUGGAUGAGUUCCCUUCAGAAAAUACAGAUGAUCCAGACCGGAUAGAACAAGUCAAAGUAGAGGCAGAAAAAUUGAAAAAAUUACAAAAUUUAUUCAAAGGAUUAAAGUUCUACUUUAGUAGGGAAGUUCCUAGAGAAACAUUAGUAUUUUUGAUAAGGUCAUUUGGAGGUGAAGUAUCAUGGUGUCACACAGUUUGUGUCGGGGCUACAUAUAGUGAAGAUGAUGAAACCAUUACACAUCAGAUUGUUGAUAGAACAGAAAUGCCCAAUCAGUACCUGUCAAGGUACUAUAUUCAGCCACAGUGGGUGUUUGACUGUAUAAAUUCCAGACAACUACUUCCUGUUGAGGACUAUUUUAUUGGAGCUGUGUUACCACCACAUCUGUCGCCAUUUGUUCAGGAAGAAGAAGGGGAUUAUGUACCUCCAGAAAGGAGAUCUCAACUGACUGGACAGGCAGCUAUAGAUUCUGGUGUAGAAGUUGUGUCAGAUGAAGAAGAUAGUGAUGAUGAACAGGAAGAAGACCAGGAUGAAAAAGAAAAUGAAAGCGAUGAAGAGGAAGCAGAUGAAAGUGAAGCAGAAGAACAACCAACAAAGAAAGGAAAGAAAAGAAAGCUUGAUACUUCUGGAAGUGAAAAGAAAGAAAUACCAACAAAGGGAUUAAACACUCGUUCUAUGUCAGUAAAAGCAGGAGAAUUGGAGGUAGACAAUGUUGAUUUAAGAUUACAGAGACAAACUAAAGAAGAAAAACGACUAGCAGAAAUGAUGAUCCCUAAAAAGAAGAAAAGGUUAUAUGACAAGAUGAUGUAUUCUAAAAAGAAGAAAACACAGGAGGCUAAGGUAUUAGAAGAAAAGAGGAAAUCUAUUGAACUGUCAAAAAAGUCAGAGAGAAAGAGAAAGAGAAAAUCUACAUCCUAAAAAAUAUUGUCUAAUUUAAUAAAACAUGUUAAGAGGA